GGUGCACAACUGCGGACGUGAAGACUUGGACUCUGAAGUCAAUUGAGAUAUACAAAUUUGGAAUCCGGGCGGUCCACAAGCGCGUAGUUGCACCAGCUGUGCCCUGAAUCGACCGAGCGGGGAUUGACUUGCGCGCAUGGAGUGACCGGUGAUGGCGAUCGGGGGGAAGUCGGAAGGGAAGGUCUUUGGUCUUUUUCGGAUGCCUUUCUGGCAGAACGCCGCCGGCAAGGGUGGAGGGGGGGCUUCCUCGUCUACUCAGCAACAGCACCCGCCGGGACCGCAGGUAAGGGGGGCCGGGAGCAGCUCUGUUUCGUCCAUGGCAAAGUCGCUGUUACCCACCCGCCGCCGGCUCCGGUUGGAUCCUGCCACUAAGCUCUUCUUCCCAUAUGAACCUGGUAAGCAGGUUAGGAGUGCUGUCAAGAUCAAAAAUACCAGCAAAUCUCAUGUAGCAUUUAAGUUUCAAACAAAUGCACCAAAAAGCUGUUUUAUGCGUCCUCCUGGGGCUGUGCUUACUCCUGGGGAGAGUAUUAUAGCAACUGUUUUUAAGUUCGUGGAGCUUCCGGAGAAUGAUGAUAAACAAGACCAGAAAAGCAAAGUUAAGUUCAAGAUUAUGAGUUUGAAGGUUGAAGGACCUAUGGAAUAUGUACCUGAACUGUUUGAUGAUCAGAAAGAUCACGUUGCAAUUGAGCAAAUUCUGCAGGUUGUAUUCCUCGAUCUCGAUCGCCCCUGCCAAAAAUUGGAAAAAUUGAAGCGUCAACUUGCUGAGGCCGAUGCAGCACUUGAGUCUCGAAAGAAACCUCCCGAAGACACUGGUACUCGGAUUGUGGGUGAAGGCCUUGUGAUUGAUGAAUGGAAAGAGCGAAGGGAGAGAUACCUAGCUCAGCAGCAGGGUGAAGGUGUUGAUUCACUAUAGAGCUGUUCCUUGUAGUUGUACUUGUUGCAAGACAAUACAAUAUGAAGUUUUUAUGUCCAAAAAAUAUGACUAUCAUUACAGGAUCCUUCAAUGUUAGUAAUAAGAGAGCAUAUGUAAAUGGAUUGAAUUGAACUUCAGAGAUUUCUGUAACUUGAUUUUUGUUUA
Molecule: messenger RNA, 1078 nt
Organism: Dioscorea cayenensis subsp. rotundata (Guinea yam)
Lineage: Eukaryota; Viridiplantae; Streptophyta; Magnoliopsida; Dioscoreales; Dioscoreaceae
Product: vesicle-associated protein 4-2-like
Exons: 7
Coding region: 152-913 (253 amino acids)
Biological process (GO): endoplasmic reticulum membrane organization
Cellular component (GO): endoplasmic reticulum membrane; plasma membrane
Source: RefSeq, a predicted model, not a curated record